This is a messenger RNA of Nilaparvata lugens (brown planthopper), 6419 nucleotides long. RefSeq lists its product as uncharacterized. Lineage: Eukaryota; Metazoa; Arthropoda; Insecta; Hemiptera; Delphacidae. The record is from RefSeq and is a predicted model, not a curated record. Bases 4610 to 5674 code for a protein of 354 amino acids. The transcript is spliced from 2 exons.
AUUGACAUGGAGCCCACAUAUUGAUCAUGUUUGUUCCAAUGUUAUAUAUUUUACGCCGAUUGAAAGAAUAUGUACCUCAACAUUAUCUUAAGAUGACCUAUUCUGCAUUCUUUCAAGGCACAUUUUCAAAUGGUUUAUCAUUGUGGGGUUGUGCUACUAAUGUACAAAAAAUCUUGCUUCAAAAGAAGGCAAUGAGAAUUUUUUAUGCAAACUACUUGGAACCUUGCAGGCCAAUUUUUGUUGAACAAAAUAUAAUGACUAUUUAUAGUUUAUUUGUACUUUUACUAGCAAUGGAUAUGAAAAUGAAUUUUGACUCUUUCCUACAUAGGGAGGAUUUUCACCAGCAUAAUACUAGGUACAGACUCGGCAUUGAAAUACCUUAUUCCAGGCUGAGAAGAACUCAGAUCAGUUCAAGAGUAAUUUCUGUAAAAAUAAUUAAUAAACUUCCGUUUUCUGUGAGAUAAAUUCUGUUGUUCAGUUUAAUCUUAAAAUGAAAACACUUUUGUCAGAGAAUCCGCUUUACUCAUUGACUGAAUUCCUAAACAUGAGUAAUGUAUCCAUUAGUAGCUACUUUUGAUUAAAUUUGAAUGUAUUUAGACUAAAUUUUAUAUAACUGAACUGUAAUAUAAACUAUCAUGAGUUGAAUAUUCAAAUUGCCUAUUAUGUCAGUAUUAUUGAAUGUACUUUGUGGUCUGUUGAUGUUUUACUAUUGUAAUUUUAUGUGACGUUUCCGAUUGUUUAGAUGUUAUACUUGAAGGAAUAAAAAUCUAUUCUAUUCUAUUUAUUGGAAUGAAAUUUAUAUGUUUAAAUAAGAUAUUUGUUUUUCAGAUCUAUAGACAAAAUGGGACCUUAUUCGAAAAAAUUCCAUCCUUUCAUCCAUUUGCACUCACCUGGAUUCAAUUUCCGCAACACACUCUUCUUGCUUACAUGGAGGCAAAUUCGACGUUAAACAUCUAUGGGCUACAACAAGAUGGCAAUGAGGGAUUCGUGAGACUACUUUCAACACAUCUCCCUUCAAGGGAUCUGCAAGCGAUGCUCCUUCCUCUCAAUGAUCGACCGAAUAAGUUGCCCACACUUUUGACCUUCACUCAAAACGAAAUAAAUUUGAUUAUUGGUGAUUUGGCUGGAAGUAUAUAUGAAGGAAUUUCACCUGACUGCUCUGUUGAAAAAAGAUUAAUUUAAGAACUAUAUUCAAAAACAAUUCAUAUUUGGAGUGAACUUCAAAUUCAGUGAAGGUUAUUGAUUGCAAAAACUAGUCAAACUUACCAAAGUCUUAAAAACUUGAAAGAGUUAUAUUUUUUAUUCAGAUUGCUGCUCGUAUUUAUUCAGAAGCAAGGAUCUAUUGUUAUUCACCAAAUGAUCAUUAUUAUUUUUAUUUAUUCAAUAAUAUUAUGUAGGCUAAUCUAUUCACUUCCCCUUAUUCCCUAGGGCAGCUUGUAUUAGGCAUUUCGUAUUAUAUUUUGUCUGUGAUAAAAAGUUAGCUUAUGGAAUGAUAUUCCAUAUAAUAUUUACAAUUACAAUACUGUACUUGGGAACAAAAAAAUAUUCAAAUAUAUUUCAAAUUAUUUUGAAUUAUUCUUCCAUGAAAUAAAAAGAAAUAGCCUUAAACAUGUGUAAAACCUAUUAAUGAAAUCAACUGAUUCACAUUCCCUGUGAAUGAACAAUAAAUGUAAAUUUGUAUGUGAAUAUUUAUGUAAAAUUAAGUUUGUUAAUGGAGGGUGUGAAUUUAUGAUUGGAAUGUAAAAUAUUUAUACAAACCUCAAACUGAGAUGAUUUGCAUAAAUUUAUAUGAUUAUGAUCCAUCUGUUGAGAGCGAAUGCAAUUGAAAUAAACUGGAAAAAUCAUUGUUACAAGUUUUUAUUAUAUUUUGGAAUCCUAUUAUUGGACAUCAAUAGAAAUUGAAUUGCACCUACCAUGCUUACAUCUCUACAAGUUUCUACGAUAAAAUUUUGUGGGUUGAGUUUCAUCCAUAUUUCUAAUUUAUUUUUAUUUUUUUUUAGUUUCUGAUCUAGCCUACUUCAUCACCCUUUUUCGGCUUAUGUUGAAUAUAUAUAUUUAGCCUUUUUCUCUUCCGUUACAGUUCAAUACUCAUCUAUUUCUUUGGAAUUCCGUUUUAAAUUUUCUUUUGAGAGACUCUACUGUCAGUUUAUAUUGCAUCAAUUACAUCUAAAGUAUGAAUAAAGAAGAAAUGUUGGAAAUGUUUGGCAAUAUACAAGAGAUAUGAUUGAGACACUGACAGGUAUUAUUAGCAAAGAAAUCAGUGCAUUGAACAUCAAAUCCGAGGUAGAGGAUCAAGGCAGGAGAAUUGAUGAAUUGGAGGAGGAAAAUUCUAAGUUGAGAAUGGAAGUUAAUAAGCUCAAAGUAGCGACCGAGACUUAAAAGACGGAAUAACUUGAUAUUUUUCGGUGUUGAAGUAAAUGGGAAGAAUCUUCCAAUUAUUAUCAUGGAUUUAUGUAAUAAGGUAAUGAAGGUUGAUAUAGGUGAGGCUGACCUGGAUGGAGUGUGCCGUGUAGGAUGUCUCACACGACUAUGACAGAGAGACUAGAAUAAUAAGUUGGCGGAUUUGAGAGAUAUUAGUAGGAAAUUGAAAAGGUGCGGUAAGAAUUCAAGAAUUAGAGGAGUUGGUCUUGUAGUGGACGGAAAGUUGAGCAAGUGAAGAAUAUGAUGGAGAGAAAUAAGUGGAAUUUGAUCUCGGAGAGUGAAGAAGGACAAACCGGAUCGCCGCCUCCAUCUCAGACUGCUGAACCUUAUUCUGAGGAAACAGUGGCAGGAACAGUAGAAGAGAGAAGGAGGAAGAAUAAAGAGCUAAAUAAUACGCCCAAUAUUCGAGAGUUCUUCAAUUCUAGCGCUAAAGCUGGACCAUCGAAGAAGAACUAGCAAUCAGCAAUGCUUGGACAGGACGCAGUCGAAGUUAGCGUCCUAGCCUAUAAUAUAGCAGGAUGGAAGAUAUAUCCUGAAUUCACGCAAUUCCUGAAAAAGUUUGAAUUGAUAUUUCUGUCUGAAACAUUUGUAGAUGAAGAAGCUGAUUUUAUAAAAUUUAAAGAGUUGAAUUUGAAAAAAAUUGUCCCGGUAUAUUUGAACUGCAAUGAGUAGAAUGACGACUUUAGUCGACUUAGUGAGCUGACGUGGGAGCUUACUUACUGCUGAGUAUGAAAAUCGUAUUAUUAUUAUUGGAGAUCUUAAUGGCCGUUUCAGUUGUGCACAGAAAAUUCCAAGGCAUGUUCUUCCAGAUCUGUCUCACAAGCCUUGAUAGAACUUCCAAGGAUGAUACAAUGAAUGGAAAUGGACGUAAGUUCAUUAAUUUUAUCAAUGAUCUGAAUAUGGUUGUCUUGAAUGGAAGAACCCAGGAAGAUAGCCAAGGAAAAUUCACUUAUGCAGGUGGUCAAGGAUCAUCAGUUAUUGAUUCGUGUGCUGCAACAUGUAACUCUUUGGAGCUGAUUAGCGACUUCAUGGUGGGCGACGAAUUUUUCUCAGACCACUUCCCAAUAGUAGUCGAACUCGAAAAUUUAAUGACAGACACUGACUCACAUUCAAUGCUAUUGCCUAAAUUGAAAUAGGAUAACAAGAAGAAACAGCUUUAUCAGAGGCAUAUUUCUCAACAAACUGCACAUAAGUUGUGGGCUGAUGAGGUGGUGGUAGAUGCGAAGUCAUUAUUAGAGAUAAAUCUAUGCAUGCUCGCAACGUCACUGUAGUUACCAUGGAGAGAAUUUCAAGCAGAAGUGGUUUGACUCAGAGUGUCAAAGGGUACGUACCAAGGUAAUGAAGCUAUUGAGAUUAUUUCGAAGAACUAAUUGAGUGGAGAUUGGGAGUCAAUACAGAGAACAAAACAAACUUUAUAAGUCGAUUUGCCUGGAUAAAAAAGUCAGUAUUGGAAGAAUACAACUUAGGAAAUAAAUCUCAAAGGCGAAAAAUUCAAAAGAAUUUUGGAAUCUGGUAAGACUUUUCUUUUCAUUGGUAAGAAAUUGAUCAUUAAUGUACAUGAAAUGAGAGAUGGAAGAUUCACUUUGAGGAGUUGCUGAAUCCGUCAAGCUGUGGUGAUAGGAUCUUCAGCGCAGACCCAUACACCUUGGAUGAGGAGCUUGAUAGAAAUUUCAGUAUGACAGAACUUUCUAGAGUGUUGAAAGGUGCACCAGAUAAUAAGGCUCCAGGAGAAGAUAGGGUGGCAUAUGAAUUCUUCAAGAAUGCGCCUGGAAUUUUCCUUGAAAAACUGCUUGAAGUGUAUAACUGCAUCUUCAGUUUGGGUGAUGUACCAGAGGGUUAUAAGGAAUCAGUGAUAUUCCCUAUUUUCAAGAAAGUUGACGUAAGUGAGGUAUCAAACUACAGGGUACAUCUUUAGGAAAUACUAUUGGUAAAGUGUACGCAGGGCUACUUCUGGAGAGACUGACUGAUUGGGUUGAGAAAAACAAGAAAUUGAAAGUCUUCCAGGCUGGAUUCAGAAAAACGUAUUCAACAGUCGACCAUAAAUCUAUACCCUCAUGAAUCUGGUGAGAAUACAACUUUCCAUUAAGCGACAAAAAGUGCAUUCUUCGUGGAUUUUUCAGUUGCCUUCGACAGGAUUGACAGAAAUGCUCUGUUUCACAAGCUACACGCACAUGGGCUGUCGACUAGUAUGGUAAGGGCAAUUAAGGGUCUGUAUCGGGGUGCGACUGCAGCAGUGUGGAGUCAGAAAGGACUCUCUCAGUAUUUUGAUACACACUCUGGAUUGAAACAAGGCUGCUUGUUGAGUCCUAUCUUGUUUUCCCUGUUCAUGGAUGACAUUGAUGAGAGUAUUGAUGGCGGCAUUAGCAUAGGAGGCAAUCGAAUCAAACUACUCGCCUAUGUGGACGAUAUUGUUCUCCUGGCUACCAAUAGCCUAUCUCUACAGAAAAUGAUAGAACAACUGGAAGAUUACUGUACGACCUGGAAUCUUGUGGUCAACUUGGGAAAAUCUAAAAUAAUGGUAUUCCGGAAUGGUGAGAGGCCAGCCAAGUUUAAGAAGUGGUGGUACAAGGGUCGCAGAAUAGAAGUUGUUAAUAGCUACAAGUAUCUUGAAAUAACCCUAACUUCAUCACUCUCACUGGAGGAACACUUUAACUCAGGUGUAGCUAAGGCAAAGUUUGCAAUAAACUCAUUCUCCAGAAUCUGCGCAAGUGAGGAGGUGAAUUUCAGCAGCAAGUUGAAUGCAGCCUGUAAAAGUAUUGUUUGUUUCGGUGCACAAGCGUGGGACUAUGAGUGGCAGGAGAAAGUUGAGAUGCUGCAACGAUUUUUCUUGAGAAAAGUUUUUAGUCUCCCGAAAUGCUCUCCAAAUUUUUCUUUGUAUUUGGAGACUGGAUUGACACCCAUUUUUCUGUACACACUGAAGCUGCAUCUCGAUUAUGUGGGAAAAUGUGUAAAUCUUCCAGAAGAGAGGUAUUCAAAGAUCCUCACAGAUGAGGUGAUGCGAAGGAGGCUGUCUUUCUUCAGUAAAUGGCAACAUAUGGCAGAGGAGUAUCAGAUUCCAAUGGAGCAUUCCACAGGUUUCGACACUGAUGCUAUCUUGAACAGAAUUUCUGUGAACCUCAGAGAGAGAAGUGAGGUUCAAUGGAGAUGCAACCAGACACGUUCCUUGUAUAGAGAGCUGAGUUUGGAGACGGAUUACUUGAAGAGCAGCAAGAAGGCACCGUGCAUUAAAUGUUCAAAGCAAGGACAGAGCUGAUAUACCUCAACAAGUAUUCCUUCACCGCCACACAAAAGUUGUGCACCAUGUGCAAUCUAAGACAGGAAGAAGAUGUUUACCACUUCAUGGCUGUUAGUCCUGUCUUGAAGGAGAUCAGAGAGAACGUUUUCGGAAGUACCUCCCUGAGCAGAGCCCAGCUGAUACGAUUCCUCAAUGGAGAGGAUUGGCUAUCAGUGACGCGGUAUUGCAGAGUGGCGUGGAGGUACAGGUACGAGCUUGUCAUGGAGUUCAACUACUAGGAUGAGAAGAAUGCCACCGACGUUCAACUACCAUAAGAGAACUGCUAUUACUACUACUAUGCAGAAUGAUAAGAAGAUCUUUCAGAAACGGCAACCAACCUCAAAGCGCCUCAGACGGUCAACAGAACAUGAGUGAUUGUCUGCAAAAAACCUUAAAGGAACAAACUUUCAAAACAUAGACAUUUUUCAAGAUAUCAGAAAUGUAUAUUAAUUAUUUUUUAUAUUGAACCAUGUUUUGUUGUUUUCAAUAAAGACACUAAUCUAUUCUAUGAACGUACUUCAAACUCAAUAAUGUCAUAAAAAACUUGUAAGUUUCAUUGAUGUUUGCCAUAAUAUUUGAUUUCUAACAAUAAUUUCAAUGGGCAUUAAUUUUCAGUUAUUAAAGUUCAAUUCAAUUUAUUAUCACAUACAAUUACGAAACUUGUACAAAUUACUUUAGUUACAAUAAAAUAAUAUAAAGGUAAAUUACACUAGUGACCCCCUGG